AUGGACACCAUCCCCACAUGCCCUUGCUGUAGGCUCAACCAGUGCCGGGCCAUUAUCUUCACCACUGCAGAAUCGUUUUGGGGGCCCCCGCUGGCCCCCUGCGCCCCCUGGUCCGGCGGCCCGUCCCCUACAGCUCCAGGGGGGCUCUCUUCGCUCGGGGUGACGUCCCCCUCGGUUAUGAGGCGUCUCUCUUCGGCCGAGUCCGAGUCGUGCACGUGCCGACUUGUGAUGGAUGAGAGGCUGCCUCGAAACCUCCGGCAAUCUCCAUUCGAGCUUGUUUUCAUAGGUCUCCCCAUAUCCGUCUCCAUGAUCACAGACUCCCCACUUUUGGUCUCGCCGAUGCCUUUGCAGCUCUCCCCAGAGGUCGGUGACGGGAGAGGCUUCAUCCUGAUGCUCUUCCUCCGGGUGUCCUUGUCUGCGUCUUCUCCUUCGCCCAUUAUGGAAGCUUUGUGUCCAAUGUGCUGUGGCAAACUGUAG
Molecule: messenger RNA, 477 nt
Organism: Menidia menidia (Atlantic silverside)
Lineage: Eukaryota; Metazoa; Chordata; Actinopteri; Atheriniformes; Atherinopsidae
Source: the annotation of a GenBank genome assembly